AUAAGGAGACCUUUUUUGUCGCGGUGCAACAUGGCUUUUCAUGCUAGUUUAUUCAAAUUGAAGUGAUGGCUUCUAUUUAUAACCAUGGCAACCCCACCAGAAGAAGAAGAAGAAGAAGAAGAAGAAGAAGAGAGGAGGAGGAGGAGGAGGAGAGAAAGAAAAAGGAAGUAGAUAGGAGAAAAUGGGCAACAGCCUUCGAUGUUGCUUGGCUUGCGUCCUCCCGUGCGGCGCCCUCGACGUCGUUCGGAUCGUCCAUUUGAACGGCCAAGUCGAGGAGUACAGCCGUCCAGUCCCCGCCGGGGAAAUCCUGGCAGCCAACCCCGACCACAUAAUAACCAAACCGUGCUUGCAAGGAGUCAACCAUAAGAUCUUGAUCGUGUCGCCUGGCUCCGACCUUAAGCGAGGUCACAUUUAUUUCCUUAUUCCGGAGUCAUCGCUUACAGAAAAGAAGAAGAAGAAGAAGAGGAAGCAUCCCCAGAGAAGCACGGCCAUGUUUGAAGUAUCAGAUCAGGACUACUUCCUAAAGGAGGUUCCUUCCGAAAAGAAGUCCGGCCACCGUCGGAGGAGGAGCGGUCGUGUUGGCGUAUGGCGGCCGCACCUCGCGAGCAUAUCAGAAGACCCAUGAAGAUCCCGAGAGGCCGGAAUCUCACAUCAGGGGGGUACCUUGGAGAGCCGGAUUCCACGGAUUGACAUUAUUUGCUGGUCUCUAAGUUGGGAUUGCACGGAUGUGAUCUCUCUUUUUUUUUCCUCCUCCCACUUCAUGGAAAUGAGUGGAAGUUGUGGGACCUUGUGUAUUUUAUGAAGAUCGAUCAUUUCUUGGAGAAGAGGGCUUAGAUUGACGCACUAGAAGAAAGUGCAAUAAACCGUUUGUAAUCAUAUGGGGAUUGGUACUUUAAUACCCACCAAGUUGUAUAAAGAAAUGAAAGCGUUUUCUUUCGUAUGCAGGUCGA
This is a messenger RNA of Phoenix dactylifera (date palm), 950 nucleotides long. RefSeq lists its product as uncharacterized. The record is from RefSeq and is a predicted model, not a curated record. Lineage: Eukaryota; Viridiplantae; Streptophyta; Magnoliopsida; Arecales; Arecaceae.